UCUUCGACCAAAACACAGCGGAUCCUCCGGUUGUCAACACCACUCCGUGUCCGUGAAGUGUGAUCCUGCCAGCCUCCUGCACGUCCUCCUCAGCCUCUGACGCUACAGCCAUUACUCACCUGUCCGCUAGACAGGCCGUCUCAAUGCAUUACAGGGGACCGAAACCACCGAGGCGACAAUGGACGUGUCCGAUCUGUUUAGUAGUUGCAGAAAGGGCGACGUUUGUAGAGUCAGAUACCUUGUUGAACAAAGAGAUGCGGACCUUAAUGUAAGGGAUAAAUGGGACAGCACCCCUUUAUAUUAUGCCUGUCUCUGCGGUCAUGAGGAGCUGGUCCAGUACCUGUUGGCUAGUGGUGCCAAGUGUGAGGCCAACACGUUUGAUGGUGAGCGAUGUGUAUACGGCUCCCUGAGUGACUCUAUUCGGCGCCUGCUCAAGGAUUACAAGUGCGUCAGUGUCCGAGCCAUGCAGAGGAAUGAUUUCAACUACUUUCUGCACAUGUUAUUAGAGCAGGGUCAGCACAGUGAUGUGAAGUUCCUGGUUCAUGGGCAGACAUUUCUGGCCCACCGAUGUGUUCUCAGCGCACGCUCAGAGUACUUCACAGAGAUGUUUGAAACCAAGUGGAAAGGAAAGAACCUCAUCACUCUCAAGCACCCUUUGAUCAAUCCUGCAGCUUUUGGAGCUAUCCUGCAAUAUUUCUAUACAGGAAGAAUGGAUAUCGACAUAAGUCUUGUGGAGGACAGCAGGCGGCUGGCUAAGCAGUGCAAAAUGGCAGAUCUAAUGGAAGAGCUGGAGAAUAAAUGCAAACAACUCUAUGAAUUCGUGUCCAAUAAGCCAGGAAUCUGUGUUAAAGUGCUCAGCCUGGAGCCUCAUACCUGUCAGCUGCAGGAGGAGAUGGCUCAGCUCGCAGACUGUGCACUGCCUACUGAAUUAAGAGUUGGAUUUGGUGAACUUCCUUUUAACAGGGUAGACCGCUUCCCUACUUAUCCUGACAUCUGCUUCAGAGUCGAAGGUUAUGAUUUCUUGUGUCAUAAGGCAUUCUUCUGCGGACGGAGCGAUUAUUUUAAAGCCUUGCUGGAGGACCACUUCAGCGAGGGAGAGCAGCUGCAGUCUCAGCCCAGCACCCCAGUGAUCACUUUACACAACAUCUCGCAUGAAAUCUUCAUCCACGUCAUGUAUCAUAUCUACACGGAUGACACAGAGCUGACGAUGGAGAACGUGUUUGACGUGCUGUGUGUAGCGGACAUGUAUCUGCUGCCGGGCCUGAAACGCCUCUGUGGGAAGACGCUUGGUAAGACCAUUUGCGAAGACAACGUCCUACAUAUGUGGAAGACGGCCAAACUCUUCCGUCUCUCACGGCUUGAAGAUCAGUGUGCGGAGUUCAUGGCCAAGAACAUUGAACGGCUGGUGGAGCAGGCCGAGUUUGCUGACAUCAUAAAAGAGGACGCGGCAUCGGUGGAGGAAAGACACGAGACAGACUCUGUCCCUCUGGUGGACGACAUCCGCUACCACAUCGCCAGCAACGUCCAGACGUACAGUGCCAUCGAGGAGGCCAACCAGAAGCUGGAGGCCUUGGAGGAGCUGCUGUCCAGCAUUAAUAUUGACUGCUGAGGAGGUUGGCAGGUUUGUGAUGCAGCUGCUAAGGACAUUUUAAGUUGAACUGUUGAUGGGAUAAUGAAGAUCUGAAGUGACAAAAGCAACAAAAAGGUAAAAAAAAAAAAAAAAAAAAAAAACAUAUGCACUCGUAUGUUUGCAUUUUUUUAUAUUUUAUUUAGCCUGCAGUGUAUUGCACUGAAUAUACUAAAUCUGGAAGAAGCUGAUGUUGCCUGGGUAUAUUCAGAGACAGCUGUUUGUUGGCCACUCAAGGCUUCCUCAAGAUCAAUAUACUAGAUAUGAUGUGUACUGUAUGAGGUGUAAAUGUUCUUAAAGAUGGACUGUGAAAAUUCUUGGUAUUGCAUAUUUUCAAUGUAAUAACUUUGCAUUACAAAUGCAUGAGCCUAUUUUAGACAAUAGUUGUAACUGCUGAAAGUAAGGCUGCCUGAUUCUUCUGCUCCUCACAAUUAUAGUUUGGCCCAGAAUAUAUUCUUAUAUAUAAUAAAAGAACUUCAUGAAAUAGUAUUUUUAUGUUACAGAAAAAAAACCACCAUCUGAGUCCAUGCCAUCCUCUAAAAAUCAGAGCUAUAAAUAAAGAGACGUUUAUGUGACCUCCCUUUGUUAAGCAAAUAAAUAAUCUUCCUCAAACUCUUAUUUUGAUGUUAUUUCAAAUAUGUAUUUUGUUUUUGUGUGGAUUUUGCUGUCCUUCACUGAAAAAUUACUCUCACUGUUACUCCUGCACUUUGUAUAAACCUAAAAUAUAUAUUUUUCUCCAGCAACCCUUGUACUGUUUACCAGAACAUAAACUUGUUGGCAGAGUCAUCCAUCUGUUCACCUGAUGUUGUGAAAAUGGAAAAAGAAUUAUGCUCUUAAUUUACAUAUUAAACAUGAUAUUGAAAGCAGAA
This is a messenger RNA of Cololabis saira (Pacific saury), 2496 nucleotides long. It is a transcript of the gene abtb1, whose product is annotated as ankyrin repeat and BTB (POZ) domain containing 1. The record is from RefSeq and is a predicted model, not a curated record. The transcript is spliced from 12 exons. The coding region runs from base 179 to 1609 and encodes 476 amino acids. Gene Ontology annotation, molecular function: protein binding. NCBI's taxonomy places the organism in Eukaryota, Metazoa, Chordata, Actinopteri, Beloniformes, Belonidae. Gene Ontology annotation, cellular component: cytoplasm; ubiquitin ligase complex.